Paramecium octaurelia is the source of this 312-nucleotide messenger RNA. Lineage: Eukaryota; Ciliophora; Oligohymenophorea; Peniculida; Parameciidae. The record is from the annotation of a GenBank genome assembly.
AUGUUGAAACAUUUAGAAAAGAAAAUAAUAUCAUAACUCCAACCCUAUAAAAUUGAAUUAAAUAAUGUUAAUCUUGUUUUAAAUACAUUGGAUUCUUCUGAUGAAACAUAAGAAAAACAAGUAUAACAUGCAAUUGUACCUUCAAGUUGCUCUAAUUUUUAUAAAUGGAGCAAUUGCGCUGGCGAACUAAUAAUUGAUUAAUACUUUUCGAAAUUUCAUGACUGUUAUUCAUUAAAAUACAAUUAAGUUAAUUAAAUCUAGAAAAAAAAUGAUUUAGAACAAUUUACAAAAUUAUAUUUAUACAAGUUUUGA